AUGGCUGCUCCUAAGAUCUUCGAUAAGUUCAACAAGAUCAGAACAAGAGAAUCAUCACCUAUCCGUCGAACAGAGGUUCCAAUUACCUCCUCUUCACCUGUUUCUACUCCCCGUAAAGUUCGAUCACAUACAAAUCCUAAUGCAAAAUUAAUACCAAUCAAAAAAAAUCUUGGCUUGAUUCCAACACUAGACUCAUUUUCCGAUUCCAGCAAUGAAGGCAAAAGGCACAUGAAUGACGUUGCAAUCGAAGUUAAGAUGGAUAACCAGAAUGUGCACCCCAUGGAUGAACCACUGGUGCUAAGAAAUGGGAAGGAGAUUUACCCUUCAAUUAAUUCUAGUGUGGAUAAUAAGGAAAAGUCCGAUCUUAUGGUAAUCUUGGCGGGUUUGCUAGAAGCAUUCACAGGUAUAGUCAUACGAUUUUGGAACUCAGAUCUUCAUUUCAAAAUUACAAUCUCAGAAGGCAAGCCAUUAAAAGUUCAUAUACCAUCACUUGUUUAUUCUCUCAUUGGAUUCAAGCUUAUACAUACUUUAUUCUUUAAGGAUUCUAACCAGUCUGUUCGUAUCACGCAAACACCUACUAAUUAUGGAGGAUUCAAGGCUCCUUUUGUUAUCAUUAUGGUUAUUGUAAUUGCAGGGUGGUUUUUCUCACAAAACCUAUCAAGAGAACAGAGUCGUUCGACAAAAAUACCUCACAAGUCGGCUACUUCUGCUAUGUCAAACAGUAGUAUUAACAGUACAGAUAUCGAAGAUGAAAUUACUCUAGUUGAUUCAUUAGGUAGCAAAAAAUUUUCGGAGAAUGAAUUAUGGGACAACAAAACACCAGAUAUUACACCACCAACCUCUAGGAAAAACAGCUUCGAAAUGAAAUUAGACACUUUACUUGCAAGGGAAAAAAUCAAGAUAGAUAAAUUUUCGACCCCAGUUCAAUGUCGCCGAGAAGCAAGGCACAAAACUACGAAAACUUUGAAUUUGAAUCUCCCUACAAAUUAUAAAAAGCGUAAGAGCAAUGAAUUUGACGAAAUGACAAUCCAAGCAAGAGAACAACUGCUAAAAGCUUUUUACUAG
Messenger RNA from Pichia kudriavzevii, 1065 nucleotides. RefSeq lists its product as uncharacterized. Bases 1 to 1065 code for a protein of 354 amino acids. The record is from RefSeq and is a predicted model, not a curated record. Lineage: Eukaryota; Fungi; Ascomycota; Pichiomycetes; Pichiales; Pichiaceae. The transcript has a single exon.